CAGCGGUAGUGAGCGGAUCUCGAGCGAGGCCGCGCGCGAGUGCGUGAACGCGCGGAUAUGACGAGCGGAUACGCCCGGCGGCUCACGUGAUACGCAACGAAAUCCGCUGUUGUGCUCCGCCGUCGAGGAAGAGAUAUGUGGUCACGGAGGGAGCUUCGUAGCAGCCCAGUGCCGUAGCAUGCCGGCGAGCUGCAGUGCGUGGUGGGGCGCCUCUGAGACACCGCGUCGAUCGGCGUCGAUCGCCGCCUCCAUCUGCUUGGCCGGGCAGCAGCAAUCGCUGGUGCAUUGCCGCAGGAGAAGAAGAAGAAGACGUGAUCGUAGCACGGGAAGCACGGAGCUCGACACCAGCGACCGAUGAGCGCGGGGGGGGAUGGGGGCUCGGCGUUGGGCCCACCUGCCCGGCUGCCGGGGGCCCAGCCGACUGCCGCGACCCCCUCCACCGCGACCCCCCCCAUUGUCGGCCAGCAAUCAAUCGUCGGUGGUGUCGGUGGCGUACCGGAUGCCGCACAUUUGGCGAAUGCGCAUCAUCAAUCGCCACCGCCGCCCCCGCAGUCGCAGACGGGCCUCGCCGGGGCUGCCGGCGCUGCCUCCAAGUCGGCCCAGAAGAGGCCCGUCAGACGGGGUGGUAAGCCGCCGCCCGACAGGCCCGUCCGGGCGCUCUUCUGUCUCGCCCUCACGAACCCUCUUAGGAAGAUGUGCAUCAGCGUCGUGGAAUGGAAACCUUUCGAAUGGCUCAUCCUUAUGACGAUAUUUGCGAACUGCGUCGCUUUGGCCGUCUACACGCCGUAUCCUUUUGGCGAUUCCAACCUGACCAAUCAGUACUUGGAAAAGAUAGAGUACAUUUUUCUUGUGAUUUUUACGGUGGAGUGCGUGAUGAAGAUCAUAGCUUAUGGCUUUGUCGCCCAUCCGGGAGCUUAUCUCCGCAACGGUUGGAAUUUGCUGGAUUUCACGAUAGUCGUAAUUGGGAUGAUAAGCACGGUGCUAAUGAUGCUCAUGAAGGAGGGUUUCGACAUCAAGGCCUUAAGGGCGUUCCGUGUUCUGCGUCCUCUCAGGCUGGUUUCCGGUGUUCCAAGUCUUCAGGUGGUCCUAAACUCUAUUUUGAGGGCGAUGGUACCACUUUUGCACAUUGCUUUAUUAGUUCUCUUCGUCAUCAUCAUUUACGCCAUCAUCGGCCUCGAGCUGUUCUCUGGGAAGAUGCACAAAACAUGCAGGAACAACCUAACUAACGAGAUAAUGGACAAUCCGGUACCUUGCGGCGAGAUGGGCUACCAAUGCUCUGUCCUCGGAGCCGACUAUCAUUGCAGCAAACAAUUCUGGGAGGGUCCCAACUACGGUAUCACGAAUUUCGACAAUUUUGGACUGGCCAUGCUUACCGUCUUCCAAUGCGUCACUCUCGAAGGAUGGACGGACGUGCUUUAUAAUAUCGAGGAUGCAAUGGGAAGCUCGUGGCAAUGGAUUUAUUUCAUCUCGAUGGUCAUCCUAGGAGCUUUCUUCGUGAUGAAUCUAAUUCUCGGUGUGUUAUCCGGUGAAUUCUCCAAGGAGAGAGAGAAGGCAAAGGCGCGUGGUGACUUUCAUAAGCUCAGGGAGAAACAGCAGAUAGAGGACGAUCUCAGGGGUUAUCUCGACUGGAUAACGCAGGCCGAGGACAUCGAGCCGGAGACUGAUGAACCGAAGCAAGACGGAAAAACGAAGCUGCAAAACGAAAUAGAGAGCACGGAUCAAUUGGAGGGUGAUGAAGAAGGUAUCCAACAAGAGUCCGCUUGGAAAAAGAAGAAACGAGACUUAGAGAGAGUGAACAGGCGGAUGCGAAGAGCUUGCCGAAAGGCAGUGAAGUCCCAGGUCUUCUAUUGGCUCAUCAUAGUUCUGGUUUUCUUGAAUACUGGCGUUCUCGCCACAGAGCAUUACAAUCAGCCGCAUUGGUUGGACAAUUUUCAAGAAUACACGAACAUGUUCUUCAUCGUACUCUUCUCCAUGGAGAUGAUGUUGAAGAUGUACAGUUUAGGUUUUCAGGGUUAUUUCGUCUCGUUGUUCAAUCGUUUCGACUGUUUCGUCGUGAUCGGCUCGAUCACCGAAAUGAUACUUACACGUACACAGGUCAUGCCACCUCUUGGCAUUUCCGUGCUUCGUUGCGUCCGAUUGCUCAGGGUAUUCAAAGUAACAAAAUAUUGGAGAUCACUAUCGAAUUUAGUCGCCUCUCUACUGAACUCGAUACAAUCGAUCGCCUCGCUGCUGCUCCUGCUUUUUCUUUUCAUCGUCAUCUUCGCUCUUCUGGGCAUGCAGGUCUUUGGUGGAAAAUUCAAUUUCAACGAUAAUGAGGAAAAGACGCGUCACAAUUUUGACAGCUUCUGGCAGAGUUUGCUCACCGUAUUUCAGAUAUUAACCGGCGAGGACUGGAAUGCUGUGAUGUACGUCGGUAUUCAAGCUUAUGGCGGCGUCGCCAGUUUCGGCGUGCUCGCCUGCGUUUACUUCAUUAUCCUCUUCAUAUGCGGCAACUAUAUCCUCUUGAACGUCUUCUUGGCUAUCGCCGUCGACAAUCUCGCUGAUGCCGAGUCUCUAACUGCCAUCGAGAAGGAGGCUGAGGAGGAGGCGGAGAAAAAUAAAUCUCGCAGCGGUUCACCGACAAGGGACGAAGUCAGCGGUGAGGCCGGCGAUGAUGGUGGCGAGGGGACCGGUGGGGAGGACGAGGGCGCUGGUACAGAUCUCGAACAGGAUCCUAACGAGACAAUGGAGGACUACGAAGCCGCACUCGAUACCGAAACAUCGGAGAAAAGCGAGGAAAUGAAUACGCACAAAGUGCGACUCAACAUUGAGUCCGACGAAGAAGUGGAAGAAGAAGAAGAAGAAGAGGAAGGUGAACAAGAGGAAAUGCAAGAUGACGGACAAGAGGUAUCGGCGAGGCCGCGAAGAAUGUCCGAGUACAACAUGGCGACCAAAAAGGAACCGAUACCGGCUGGUUCGGCUUUCUUCAUUUUUUCAAGCACCAAUAGAUUUCGCAUCUUCUGCCAUUGGUUCUGCAAUCACAGUUACUUCAGCAAUGUGAUAUUGAUCUGCAUUAUGAUUUCCUCCGCCAUGUUGGCCGCCGAGGAUCCGCUGAGAGCCUCGUCGGACAGGAAUCAGAUAUUGAAUUACUUUGAUUACUUUUUUACUACUGUCUUCACGAUCGAAAUCUGUCUCAAAAUGGUCUCAUACGGCUUCAUCAUCCACGAGGGCGCGUUUUGCCGGUCGGCUUUUAAUCUGCUCGAUCUCCUCGUCGUUUGCGCCUCUCUAGUUUCCAUGACUGUCAGCUCUGGCGCGUUCUCCUUCAUCAAGGUGCUCCGUGUACUUCGUGUCUUGAGGCCGCUGCGUGCCAUCAAUCGCGCCAAGGGAUUAAAGCACGUAGUACAGUGCGUCAUCGUAGCGGUAAAGACUAUCGGAAACAUAGUCCUCGUCACCAGCCUCCUGCAGUUCGUGUUCGCCGUCAUUGGCGUACAGCUCUUCAAGGGCAAAUUUUUCUAUUGCACCGAUGCAUCGAAAAUGACGCAGAACGAGUGCCAGGGUACUUAUUUGGAAUUCGAGGACGGUAAUAUGAACAGACCGAUCGUGAAACAGAGAGAGUGGCUUCAGCAGCGUUUUCACUUUGACGAUGUGGCCAAGGCGAUGCUAACCCUCUUCACGGUCUCGACUUUUGAAGGUUGGCCAUCAUUGUUAGAAUGGUCGAUCGACUCCAACAGAGAGAAUUAUGGACCAAUUCAUAACUUCCGGCCGAUAGUGGCCGCCUAUUACAUCAUCUAUAUCAUCAUCAUCGCGUUCUUUAUGGUGAACAUCUUCGUCGGUUUCGUUAUUGUCACCUUUCAAAACGAGGGCGAGCAAGAGUACAAAAAUUGCGAGCUCGAUAAAAAUCAAAGAAAUUGCAUCGAGUUCGCGCUAAAGGCCAAGCCUGUUCGUCGUUACAUACCAAAGCAUCGAAUACAGUACAAAGUCUGGUGGUUCGUCACCUCCCAACCGUUCGAGUACACGAUAUUCAUCCUAAUUAUGAUCAACACCGUGACGCUCGCGAUGAAGUUCUAUCAGCAACCGGAAAUCUAUACAAAGGCUCUGGACGUUCUCAAUAUGAUUUUCACCGCAGUGUUCGCCCUUGAAUUUGUGUUCAAGCUGGCUGCAUUUCGAUUCAAGAAUUACUUCGGCGACGCGUGGAACGUCUUUGAUUUUAUUAUCGUGCUCGGAAGUUUCAUCGACAUCGUUUACUCGGAAGUUAACCCUGGAUCCUCUAUCAUUUCCAUCAAUUUCUUCAGGCUGUUUCGCGUAAUGCGAUUGGUCAAGCUAUUAAGCAGGGGGGAGGGCAUCCGAACGCUUUUAUGGACUUUCAUCAAGUCCUUCCAAGCUUUGCCCUAUGUCGCUCUUCUCAUUAUAAUGCUCUUUUUUAUUUACGCUGUGAUAGGCAUGCAGGUCUUCGGAAAGAUUAAGAUAGACGAUGAUACGUCGAUAAAUCGCAAUAAUAACUUCCAAUCUUUUCCGCAAGCCGUAUUGGUCUUGUUUCGAUCAGCGACCGGCGAAGCCUGGCAAGAGAUCAUGAUGGCUUGCUCGUCGCAGCCGGAUAAAGUUAAAUGCGAUCCCAACAGUGACGAGCCCGCUGAUAAAAAGGAAGGCUGCGGAUCGGACAUUGCAUUUCCCUACUUCAUAUCUUUCUACGUUCUCUGCUCAUUUCUCAUCAUCAACCUCUUCGUUGCCGUUAUUAUGGACAAUUUUGACUACUUGACGAGAGAUUGGUCGAUCCUCGGACCGCAUCAUUUGGACGAAUUUAUUCGCCUGUGGUCCGAGUACGAUCCCGACGCCAAGGGACGUAUUAAACAUCUCGACGUAGUGACGCUGCUGAGAAAAAUAUCGCCACCCUUAGGUUUCGGGAAGCUGUGCCCCCAUAGGGUAGCUUGUAAGAGACUCGUCUCGAUGAAUAUGCCAUUGAACAGCGACGGCACCGUGUUGUUUAACGCGACGCUGUUCGCCGUCGUGAGAACCUCGUUGAGGAUCAAGACGGAGGGCAACAUCGACGACGCGAACGCCGAACUCAGGGCGGUGAUCAAGAAGAUUUGGAAGAGGACGAGUCCGAAACUUUUGGAUCAGGUUGUUCCGCCGCCCGGAGUGGACGAUGAAGUGACGGUCGGCAAGUUUUACGCGACUUUCCUCAUCCAGGACUAUUUCCGCCGAUUCAAGAAACGCAAAGAACAAGAAAUGAAAGAUGGAGACAGAGACUGUCAUAACACUGUGACGCUUCAAGCCGGAUUGAGAACGUUACAUGAAGCUGGUCCCGAACUAAAACGCGCAAUUUCCGGUAAUUUAGAGGAACUUCUCGAUGACAAUCCAGAACCUAUGCACAGGAGAAACCACUCACUCUUUGGCAGCGUAUGGUCCAGCAUGCGAAAAGGACAUCACAGCUUCCACAGGGCAAGAUCGCUAAAGGUUAACUCUACUGCUGCGAAAGCUUCCCCGACCAAUUCUAUAGACUUUUUACCAUACGCUUCGUUACGGAGAGUCGCUAUCCCGGAUGCCGCUAAGAAAUUUACUCGUCAAGUUGUGCCAAAUGUAGCAGGGGGUCUGAGCGACGGUGCGAUGAAUCAGAUGGGAACGAAUAUGUUAAUGGGCGAAGAGAGCAUACCCUUGAGACCACUCGCUGCUUUCGGCAAUCCGAUACAACAGACGCCUUAUCAAACCGCAUAUAAGGUGGUCGAUCUCCAGGAUGGAAUCGAGCGGCAGUUGACGCCACCCACACCUCCGCCACGACGGAACGCACCACCCUCGUCCAUCGGCACCCCGAGCAUCGGCAUAACGCAUACCUCCGCUGCUGCAGCAGCGGCGGCAGCGGUUGCAGCAGCAGCUUCAGCAACCGCAGCGGAAGGCACGGCGAGUGGAUCGAGUGUCGCGACGACGACGAUCACCGCGUCGUGCACCGCGAGCGCAAACACCUCGACCACCGCGACGAGCUCAAGCCCCGCUUCCUCGUCAAAUGGGACAAACUGUUAUUAUACUUAUGCGUCGCGGGGCUGCUGCGUCGAUUGCGCAGUCUGGAGUAAUCACGCUGUAGAUGAUUGUGACGACGAGGACACGUCAACGGGAAGCGAAUCGAGUGAUUCCGGCAGGUGGAACCCGCAUUCGGAGGGCGGCGUCGUGCGAGGCACGACAGGAAAACCCCACGUCACCGUGCUGGGUCGCCGGUCGACAAAGCGCCGGUCCAGGGUUCGUCGUGAUGCCGCGACUGCCGGUGGCAAGUCGGCCCCGGCGAGUUUCCGGUCGCGAGACGCAACCGCUGCCGCCGCCGUCGUCGCCGGCGCCGCGACGACGGCGUCGACGACGACGGGAUCCGCGACCGGUACUGCCACGUCGGGCCCCGGCACGCGCACCAUCGCCAACGGCCUGAAAAUGGCGCAGAACCAGGCCAUCGCCGUGGCCGGCUUCCUCGCCGACGUGGACUCGCGACAAUGGCGUGUCUGCGCUUCCUGCUUGUCGCACCGAGCGUCUUACCACGGCAGAGUUUCCUGGGCCGCAGAGAGUAACGGAAGCGUCGGCGCAGAGCGCCUGUCCCACAGCAUGCCCGGCAGUCCCGCGGACCGGAAGCCCAACUUUGAGGUCAUCGGAAGCGCGGAAAGCCUCGUCGGUCGGGUUCUAGUGGAGCAAGGUCUAGGCAAGUAUUGCGAUCCGGACUUCGUGCGGUACACAUCGCGCGAGAUGCAGGAGGCACUGGACAUGACACGCGAAGAGAUGGAUCGGGCGGCGCAUCAGCUGUUAUUACAGGAACGCCGCGGCCAGCCCUUGUCUUAUCAGUUGCAACAGAACGUGACGGAACAACAGCCGUGGAGUAGUAGCCAACAACAGGAGCAACAGCAACCGCACCAGAUCACCGGUAUCGGUUACCAGCCGCUGCAGGAGCAGCCGCCGAGCCAGCCCGUCUAUCAUCAGCUACAACCCUCCAACAACCGUCAUCGCGGCAGCAAUCGGAAGCAACAGCAACAACAGCGACAACCGCCGUCCUAGCAGGACGAGAACUUGCUCGCCGCGACACAAACGUCGUCUACGUAACCCAAAAAUUCCUACUCUCUACGAACGGGAGUAGUCGUCGAAGAAGCAAAAUCGUCGAUUACGAUGAAGUAACGUCGAAGCCACCAGCGGAAUCAUAUGAAUCGAAAUCGCGCAAGUUGGAUGGAUUUAAAUCGCGCGCCAUUUGACAUAAUUGUUUUUGUCCCGAAGAGGACACUUUGAACUGUUCUGAAUAUUUAUAGCUAUAUUUAGGUGCGGAUCGAGAGAUGCUACUCGAGGAACAAAAAGUUGGCUUACAAUUAGUCUAAAGGGAAAAGAAGGGGAGGGCAGGAAAGCAGGGAAAAGACGUAGCAGCUCGAAACGUUCACAAGAUGUUCAUCCUGCGAUACACUCGGGCACCAAUGAACCAUGUAUUUUCUAGCUGAGCGUGAGUGUUUUAUCUGACACAUUUUGAGUCGCCUUGAUUCCUAACUUGGCUCGAUAUUUCUAUCGAGAUUUGUGCGAGUUUCGAUCGAGCGGAUCAAGUCACGCUCGAUCGCGCGUUUUUAGGCGCGCACAGAAUUAUAUAAUAAAUUCUUAAAAUAUAUAUUUUCGCCGCGACAGAUCAAGACGAUCGAGACGAAUCGUUGCGGCACGGAGCUUCGUCCUUUCGACGUCGAACGGUCGCGAGACUAAAGUUGACGAAGCAUCUCGGGAGGACCCGGGCUCCCUCGAUGGAAUUGAGUUUACUUCUAGGAACAGUCCUUUAGAGAUUUAGCCCAUUUAACGUUGAUCUCCGUUUUUGGUUCGAUUUGUCCUGACCAAGGACGACACGACGAAUGCCGCGCGCGUGUACUCAACAUUGAAAAAAUAGACGAAUUAAAAUAAAAUAUAAAAAUUUUUAUUUUGUAAAACUGUAACAAUUUUAUUUUCGACUUUAAUAAUUAGCUUGAAAAUUGACUUUAAUUUUUAUAAAGAAGAGCAAAUUGCAAGCAGUUGAUUGCAAAAUUAAAAAAAAGAAAAAAUUAUUUUAAAAGAUACAUUAAAAUAAGAUAUAUAAAGAAAAAUCUCGAUUUUUACAAUUUAUCCUAAAAAAUUAAAAAUGCAAUUUCAUAGAGAUGAACCCAAACAUUUUAAUUAUUUAAUUCGUCUAGUUUGUUCUAGCAAUCUAAAACUCUCUUUUACAGGACUCGUCACCUGUUAAUCCUUUAUGGCAUUUUAUCAAACAUUAUUUCGUAAGAGUAAACGUAAAAUUUGACGUGGUCAUCUUCUAUCCACUCACCCAUAAUUUCUCAUUGGAUAUACUCUUUUCUACACAACGAGCAAAUUGUGAUUUUCUAAAAUAAAAAAAAAAAAAAAUUAAAGUCAUAGAGGGUUAAAAGAGGGUAGAAAGUACGAACCAUGUUACACGCGAGAGGCACAUCGAUGGAUUUAAUCAUUCUUAUUGCUCUCAUUAAUUAGUCUCGUUGCCCUUGUUCCGAUGAUUGCCGGUUAUUAGCACGAUAAUUACAACUCAUGAUUCGUACGUAUAUAUGGAUUCUAGACGAGAUAACAAGUGCCUAAGUAUCUAUAACUUCUUUCGGACCAGAGAAAGACUUUUAUCAACUUAGACAAAGUAAACGACUAUUAUUGCGAAUUAUUAUUGCGCGAGGAUAGAGAGCUGUGCUAGUCGAGUAUGUUGUACACUACUGACGCGAUAUGUUGUGACGAUACAGAUAUUAUUAUUCGUAUUUGUAAUUGUGUACAUAACACCGUUUUCGCGCGUAUAUUUCCGCCGAGAUGCGUGAGAAUGAAUGCCUGAUAAACUAGCGCUGCAAGAAAUUCGAGAUUAUAUAUACAUUAUAUAUAUAUAUAUAUAUAUAUAUAUAUAUAUAUAUAUAUAUGUAUAUAUGUAUAUGGUAAUCUAUACACAAAACAAGAGUAAGGAUAUAAGAGUGUGGAUGGGUAGACAAGACGUAUGUGGACCUUCCUUUAUGAAGGAACGCGGUGAGACUCUCGAUACAUGGUUUUUAUUAUGUCAAAGUACUAGGAUAUGUGACAGUAGAAAAUGCAAGAAUCUAGAUCGCGCAUUACCGAUUGUCGAAUCUCUCUCUCUCUCUCUCUCUCUCUUAACUCACGAUCACUCAAGUGCAUGCUCAAUGAUACAGAGAGCCUUAUAAAGAGAGAGAAAGAACUACUUUAUAGAUAUUCCCGAUCGACAGUCUAAUAAUUUUCCGCGGGGAACACGCGUCUUUCACGAAAGAUUUACGAUUUUUUUCUUUUCAAUUACCGGCAAGAAUUAAGCGAAAUUUUCGAAUCCAUCGGCACAUUCGAUUAUCGAUGCCUUAUUGUAUUGUAAAAAAUUAAUAACAAUAAUUGAAAUUUACUAAUCUUGUGAAAGAAAAAUCUAUAAUAUUGAAGACGAGAGAAAUCAAAAUCAAAAUUAUAAAUAACUUUAAAUUGAUUUCAACAUUAAAUUAAUUUGAACAUAAUUGAAUAUAUGCAUAAUUUAAUCGAAUGCAUAUAUUAAAUGUAAUAUUAUCAUUAUUUAAUAAUAUUUAUACAAUUAGAAAUGAGAUAAAAAUUAUGACAGAAUCCAAAAAGAUUAGAUUAGAUCCAGAAAAAUUAAUGGAAAGUAAAUCGUUCGGAAAUUGCGCAAGUCCCCAUUCACGCACAAAGAGCUCACUCGCAAAGAAUGCAGCCGAUAAAGAGCCGAGUAACGCAGCCGCAGCAACAAAAUACAAUCUCAGAUUUUUAAACCCGAUCGCAAUAUAUGUAGAAACCGCGUUAUCGAUGUGUGUCAUUCGAGUGAUUUUCAGAUACGCAAAACGUAUGUAUGUGUGAGACAUUGGGAAAUUACGCGGAGGUGUGCAUAGAUACUAAACUAUAACUACGUAAAUGUUAACUCAUAUAGUCGUUGACAAAUUUUUAAGCUCUCGUAAAUUUUAUAAGUACUUGUCAUCGGCGUGGUUCUGGAGAUUUGUCGCGUAAAGGAUUUCGAUUUUUCUCGUUUGUACACACAGUGUCACAGAUCGUAAAAAACAGAAGGAAAAAAAAAAAACGCAACAUGUGAAGAGAACAUGUCUAGAACCAAUUAGAAUCUCUAAUAAUUAAUCAAAGAGACGUCACGGAGAUUUCGAAUUUUCGCCGAUCGCGAGCGAACGUACGAUCGGUGCGAUUGAUAUAAAUCGAUUUACUAUUGACACUUACUAGUUUGGAAUACCUUUCAGAACCACGUUCUUCGCGAAAGCCUCUUGGCUUGUCUACGACCAAUUGCGAAAUUCCACUCUCUCUCUCUCUCUCUCUCGCGUAUCUUUUCUUCGCGAAUUCUCCUAUGCACAGUCCGAGUACCGCAUCGAUCUAUAUUCUCCCAAUCUUAAACGUUUCCCCGUUUCUUUUUAUCUGUCAAUCAUUUUGUACGAUGCGCGUCGCGUCUAAACACUAUAAGCCAAAAAGCUCUCGCUUGCACCAACGACUGAUUCGUUGCUCUUACGAACGGUCGAAGGUUUGUUUCUCUCAUCCCUCAUCUUUAUUCCCUCCCCGAUUGCGUUACGUAUUUCUUAUAUUUUGAUGCUCUAUAUAUUAAUUUCACUUAAGUGUCCUUCCCUUCUUUUAUUUAGUCUCCAUAUUUAAGUGAACGCGUUAUUUUACGAAAUAUAUAUAUAUAUAUAGUACAUGUACACAUAUAUACAUAUGUAUAUGCCAAAUUAGAAGUCAGACGAUACCGAAGCGCAGUAAAUGUAAAAAUCACAGAGAUUACGGGUCCGUAAACAUGACCAUUAGUAGCGGCAGAAUUUUUUACGCUCUGUAAAAUAUUAUAGAUCGCCGUCUGUUCUUCGUUCUCUCAGGAAAACGAAAGAAAUACAAAAACCAAAAAAAAAAAGUAAA
Molecule: messenger RNA, 10851 nt
Organism: Cataglyphis hispanica
Lineage: Eukaryota; Metazoa; Arthropoda; Insecta; Hymenoptera; Formicidae
Gene: Ca-alpha1D
Product: muscle calcium channel subunit alpha-1
Exons: 43
Coding region: 355-7002 (2215 amino acids)
Biological process (GO): calcium ion import across plasma membrane
Cellular component (GO): membrane; voltage-gated calcium channel complex
Molecular function (GO): high voltage-gated calcium channel activity
Source: RefSeq, a predicted model, not a curated record